CACGGUCGCACAGGUCAUCAUGCACUAGAAUAACAAGACUGUUACUUUUCCAGUAGCUAAUCCCUUUGCUGUGUUUAAUUAAUACUUUAAUUUUUUCAUUUUUCGCAACUUGCGGUUUGUUUAAGAAAUAUUUCAUUUUAUUUAUGACAUGUUAACCUUGGAUAGCGACUAGCAAGCUAGCUCCAGAACUGUCAUUCAUGGAGUCCAGCUAACGUUAGCUAGGUAUAUCUAUAAAGUGUAACGCCAUGUCACAAGAGGAGCUUUACUUCUCUCCGGAGCAGUCUAGUGGAGAUUUCAAAGAGAGAAAAGCCAGAAGUCGCCUCGGUCUCGUCGUGACGGGGGUGGUGGGAGGCUCGCUCGUCGCCUUGUACGCCGUGGCUGCUCCUUUUGUCGCCCCUGCCCUGAGAAGAGUCUGCCUCCCGUUUGUCCCGGCCACCACAGCUCAGGUGGAGAACGUCCUGAAGGCGCUGCAGGCAAGAUCUGGGACCCUGGUGGAUAUAGGGAGCGGAGAUGGAAGGAUAGUGAUCGCAGCAGCCAAACAUGGGUUUCAUGCGUCCGGCUUUGAGCUCAACCCCUGGCUGGUGUGGUAUUCUCGCUACAAGGCCUGGAGAGAGGGAGUCCACCGCUCAACCUCCUUCCACAUUUCUGACUUGUGGAAGGUCAGUUUUGCUCAGUAUUCCAACGUUGUCAUUUUUGGUGUUCCUCAAAUGAUGGACCAGCUGGAGCUGAAGUUGGCAAGUGAGCUGCCGAGCACAGCCAAGGUGGUCGCCUGCCGCUUCCCCUUCCCUACCUGGGUCCCUGAACACACCACCGGCGAGGGCAUAGACACUGUGUGGGUGUACAAUGCCGAGACGUUUAAAUCACACCUGCAACGUGGAAUCAGAAGAGAGACAUUGACAGAAAAAUGCGACACAUCAGAUUGACACACUUAAACAUGUACAGUUUGCUGUCAGAUCUUGCUGAGGGGGACUUUCUGGUGUAUUGACACCACUUCUUGAAAGUUGCUGGGGAACACAGCCUCACACAGUGCAUUCAUCAUCGUAUAACCUUUAGUUAAGGUUGAAAAAAGCAAGAAAGGCAAAGUGACUGGCUACAUUUGUGUUAAAGUCAAGACAGUUUGCAUUUGAGAUGUAGAUGCUUAAGACCAGACCAGGGAUUGAAGAACAUGUACACAAUAAUUUAAGUUCUAAAUCAUUAGGUCUAAUAGUUGGAUAACCUGUGGCUAAGAUGCUGAUCAAAUUGCAUUGUUUAUACAAUGUGUGAAAGCUUUAAUGCAAACGUAUUCAUAAUAUAUUUGUCUGUAAGAAAUC
This is a messenger RNA of Mugil cephalus (flathead mullet), 1310 nucleotides long. RefSeq names its product fATP synthase c subunit lysine N-methyltransferase (gene atpsckmt). Gene Ontology annotation, cellular component: mitochondrion. The record is from RefSeq and is a predicted model, not a curated record. Gene Ontology annotation, biological process: positive regulation of proton-transporting ATP synthase activity, rotational mechanism; peptidyl-lysine trimethylation; regulation of mitochondrial ATP synthesis coupled proton transport. NCBI's taxonomy places the organism in Eukaryota, Metazoa, Chordata, Actinopteri, Mugiliformes, Mugilidae. Gene Ontology annotation, molecular function: protein-lysine N-methyltransferase activity. The coding region runs from base 246 to 923 and encodes 225 amino acids. The transcript has 4 exons.